AUGCCGAGCCGCGACCUUGGAGGCCAAGACGCCACACCCGCCAGCUCCCCCACGAACCGAGUCGGUUCAGCGCCGGCUGGGGCAAACGAAACGCUGGAAGAUGAUGGUCCGUUCAAGCAUCUGCCAGAGCACGAGAGGCUCAUCCUCAAGAGGCAGCUGGAUCUGCCCGCCACCAAUGUCAGUUACAUGGCUUUAUAUCGUUAUGCGACGCGGAAUGACAAGAUCGUCCUCGUCCUGGCCUCGGUGGCCGCAAUCAUCGGCGGUGCACUUAUGCCCAUGAUGACCGUUCUGUUCGGUGGUCUUGCAGGCACCUUCCGCAGCUUCCUACUGGGCGACAUCUCGCACAGCAAGUUCAACAGCGAGCUUGCUAGUUUCACUCUGUACUUUGUCUACCUCGCUAUAGGCGAGUUUGCCAUGGUUUACAUGGCCACGAUCGGUUUCGUGUACGCCGGUGAACACAUCACAGCGAAGAUCAGAGAGCGGUUCCUUGCCGCCAUUCUACGACAGAACAUUGCCUUUUUCGACGAGCUCGGCGCGGGUGAGAUCACCACACGCAUUACAGCAGACACCAAUCUUGUCCAGGAAGGCAUCUCAGAGAAAGUCGGGUUGACCCUGACAGCCAUCGCCACCUUUGUGGCCGCUCUUGUGAUCGGUUUCGUCAGGUACUGGAAGCUGACGCUGAUUCUGUUCUCCACCGUCGUCGCUAUCGUUGUCACAUUGGGCUUCGUGGGCACGUUCGUCGCUAAGCUCAGCAAGAUAUACCUCGGUCAUUUUGCUGAAGGCGGAACGGUUGCAGAAGAGGUUAUCAGCUCGAUCCGAAACCCGGUUGCGUUCAAUACCCAAGAGAAGUUGGCUCGACGAUACGAUGGGUAUCUCGUUGAAGCAGAGAAGUCCGGAUUCAAGCUCAAGGCCACCACCAGCUCAAUGAUUGGCUUUCUCUUUCUGUACAUCUACCUCAAUUAUGGGCUGUCUUUCUGGAUGGGCUCCCGCUUCCUGGUGGAUGGGUCCGUUGGGCUAGCGCAGAUCCUCACCAUUCAAAUGGCCAUCAUGAUGGGUGCCUUUGCCCUGGGCAAUAUUACACCGAAUGUCCAAGCCAUCAUCACAGCGGUCGCCGCAGCCAAUAAGAUCUAUGCAACCAUUGAUCGAGUCUCUCCUCUCGACCCUCUAUCGACCGAGGGGCAGAAGCUCGAGGAGCUUCGGGGAGAUGUGGAGCUCAAGAACAUCAGACAUAUAUACCCUUCCCGCCCCGAUGUUGUUGUGAUGGAUGAUGUGAGCUUGCUAUUCCCAGCAGGCAAGUCUACUGCGCUUGUUGGGGCUUCAGGCUCUGGAAAGAGCACUAUCAUCGGACUGAUCGAGCGUUUCUACGACCCUAUUGGCGGAUCCCUACACAUCGACGGCCGUGAUAUCAAAGACCUGAAUCUACGCUGGUUGCGACAACAAAUCUCGUUGGUUAGCCAGGAGCCUACAUUAUUCGCCACUACGAUAUUUGGAAAUAUUAAGCACGGAUUGAUUGGAGCACCGCACGAGCAUGCGUCCGAAAAAGCAAUCACUGAGCUGGUCGAACGCGCCGCUCGAAUGGCAAAUGCCCACGACUUCAUCACCUCCCUUCCCGAAGGCUACGAAACCGACAUUGGCGAACGAGGGCUACUUCUCUCAGGAGGUCAGAAACAACGCAUUGCCAUUGCCAGGGCCAUCGUUAGCGAUCCUAAGAUCCUGCUACUUGACGAGGCGACAUCCGCACUCGACACAAAGAGCGAGGGAGUUGUACAAGCCGCACUCGACAAAGCUGCCCAGGGACGAACCACCGUGAUCAUUGCUCACCGACUGUCCACUAUCAAGAAUGCUGACAAUAUUGUUGUUAUGUCCCAUGGACGUGUUGUCGAGCAGGGUACCCACGAUGAACUCCUCCAGAAGAAAGCGGCUUACUACAAUUUGGUCGAGGCUCAGCGAAUCGCGACGAAGCAAGAGUCUAGAAACCAAGAUAAUGAUCACAUUCUGCCCGAAACCGAUUAUGAUUUACCGUCAGCUGAAUAUGAUGAGAAGCGCGACAGCUUAGGCAAAUUGGAUGAUGGAGAAGAACCCCAGGACCUUAAGGCGGACAAGACACAGCCAGGCAAAUCACCAACGGCACUUGCGAAGAAGAGACAAGAGGACAUUGCCGAUAAUCAUACCUUGUUCGAGCUGAUACGUUUCGUCGCGGGUUUGAACAAACAAGAAUGGAAAUAUAUGAUCUUUGGAAUUUUACUCGCCAUCGUUUGCGGUGGAGGUAAUCCAACACAAGCUGUCUUCUUCUCCAAGUGCAUUACAGCCCUUUCACUCCCUCUUUCAGAGAGCUCUGAAAUACGGCGACAAGUUAACUUCUGGUCGCUGAUGUAUUUGAUGCUCGCCUUUGUGCAACUGUUCGCUCUCAUCUCUCAGGGUAUUGCGUUCUCUUACUGCGCAGAGCGACUUACCCAUCGAGUUCGCGACCGAGCAUUCCGAUAUAUCCUCCGACAAGACAUUGCCUACUUCGACAAACGUUCUGCGGGUGCUCUCACUUCCUUCCUGUCCACCGAGACCUCCCAAUUGGCCGGGCUGUCUGGGAUUACUCUGAUGACCAUUCUCUUACUGAUCACUACCUUAGUUGCCGCUUCCGCCAUUGGGCUGGCUGUAGGGUGGAAGCUUAGCCUGGUUUGCAUUUCCACCAUCCCCCUUCUUCUCGCUUGUGGGUACUUCCGUUUGGCGAUGCUGGUCCGACUCGAGAGAGAGAAGAAGAAAGCCUACGAAGAUUCUGCAAGCUAUGCCUGCGAGGCCACUUCAGCUAUCCGAACCGUGGCUUCCUUGACCCGCGAGGGUGACAUCUGCAGUCACUACCACGCACAGCUUCUCUCGCAAGGCCGCAGCCUAGUGUGGUCGGUCCUCAAGUCGUCCACUCUCUACGCGGCAUCUCAAUCACUUCAGUUCCUCUGCAUGGCUCUCGGCUUUUGGUAUGGAGGCACCCUGUUCGGUAGACACGAAUAUACCAUGUUCCAGUUCUUCUUGUGUUUCAGCACCGUCAUCUUCGGCGCGCAGUCUGCAGGGACUAUCUUCAGCUUCGCACCAGAUCUUGCCAAAGCUCGUCACGCUGCUGCUAGCGUCAAGGCCCUCUUCGAACGGACACCGGAAAUUGAUAGCUGGAGCCAUGACGGCGAAAAGGUUCAGAGUAUAGAAGGCCAUAUCGAGUUCAGGGAUGUACACUUCAGGUACCCGUCGCGACCAAACCAGCCUGUUCUACGAGGCCUCAAUCUCCAGGUCAAGCCUGGGCAGUACGUUGCGUUUGUUGGAGCUAGUGGAUGUGGCAAGUCCACUGCAAUUGCGCUCUUGGAGAGAUUCUACGACCCGGCUCUCGGUGGUGUCUACGUCGAUGGCAAGGAAAUCUCAUCAUUCAACAUUAAAAAUUACCGCUCCCAUCUCGCACUUGUUAGCCAAGAGCCAACGCUGUACCAAGGUACCAUCCGCGAGAAUAUCAUGCUGGGUACGGACCGAGAUGACGUUUCGGAAGACGAAAUAGUGACAUGCUGCAAGAACGCAAAUAUCUACGAUUUUAUUAUUGGUCUGCCAAGCGGUUUCGAUACUCUCGUUGGUAGUAAGGGCAGUAUGCUGUCAGGUGGCCAGAAGCAGCGUCUUGCAAUUGCUAGAGCCUUACUCCGCAACCCAAAAAUACUUUUGCUGGAUGAGGCCACCUCUGCUCUCGAUUCCGAGUCUGAAAAGCUCGUGCAAGCUGCUCUGGAUACUGCAGCUAAAGGCCGCACGACGAUCGCCGUGGCGCAUCGUCUCAGUACGGUGCAAACGGCAGACAUGAUCUAUGUCUUCAACCAAGGUCGCAUCAUCGAGGCCGGAACUCAUUCUGAGCUGAUGCAGAAGCGGUCGGCGUACUUUGAGCUUGUCGGCUUGCAGAAUUUGGGCGAAAUGUAA
Microsporum canis CBS 113480 is the source of this 3933-nucleotide messenger RNA. Its product is annotated as multidrug resistance protein 1. The transcript is spliced from 4 exons. Gene Ontology annotation, molecular function: ATP binding; ABC-type transporter activity; ATP hydrolysis activity. The record is from RefSeq and is a predicted model, not a curated record. Gene Ontology annotation, cellular component: membrane. Gene Ontology annotation, biological process: transmembrane transport. Bases 1 to 3933 code for a protein of 1310 amino acids. NCBI's taxonomy places the organism in Eukaryota, Fungi, Ascomycota, Eurotiomycetes, Onygenales, Arthrodermataceae.